Molecule: messenger RNA, 717 nt
Organism: Cordyceps fumosorosea ARSEF 2679
Lineage: Eukaryota; Fungi; Ascomycota; Sordariomycetes; Hypocreales; Cordycipitaceae
Exons: 2
Coding region: 1-717 (238 amino acids)
Source: RefSeq, a predicted model, not a curated record
AUGAGCUUGAUGCGUCCGUUGCGCGGAGCCUGCCAAUGUGGCCGCAAUCGGUACCUGAUCCACGUUCCCGAGGACGCCCUCCAAGAGGCGCAGGUGCUCUUUAACACAAAUGCUUCUCAUCAAGCUUCCCUCGCUACGCCGCUGGCCGCCUAUAUCAGAGUCCCUUUGACCUGGUACAGGAGCGCAACCUACGCCUACUGCGACGACGAGACGCACGCGACGAUCCGACGAUCCUACGUGCACCCUCAUCAGCAAGACUGCAUACGAUACUUUUGCGGCUACUGCGGCACCCAGCUGUCCUACUGGUCCGAGAGCCCGGCCGCGGAGGCCGAGUACAUCUACUUGACCCUGGGAAGCCUCUUGAGCGAAGACCUGCACGACCUGCAGUCCCUCGGCCUAAUACCUGACGAUACUGAUUCUGAUGAUGACACCCCACAAGAGGAGAACGUUGCGGGGCACAAGCCGCCGGAAGAACCACCGGCCGAGGCCACGGUCAUGUUUCGGGAGUCGUUUGGCGUGCCCUGGUUCGAAGAGCUUGUCGACGGCACCCGGCUCGGCAAGCUACGCCACAGCUCACAGGACGGCCAGGUGCGCGUUGAGUGGGAGAUUAUAGAGUGCUCGGAUAACGACAAUGAUAUGGAAGAUGUGGACAUGCCGGCACCGUCCCCGGGAAAACGAAAACUAGACCAGAGAGGAGACGACAAUGUUGAAACAUAG